Molecule: messenger RNA, 267 nt
Organism: Ustilaginoidea virens
Lineage: Eukaryota; Fungi; Ascomycota; Sordariomycetes; Hypocreales; Clavicipitaceae
Exons: 4
Coding region: 1-267 (88 amino acids)
Source: RefSeq, a predicted model, not a curated record
AUGCCAACCGCACUAGACAAUGUCCUCAAGUCCAAGAACAUGGUCCUCGCAUUCGGCGGCGCCGUAGUCGCAGCCGCCGUGUGGACGAUCUGCGGCUCGGAGCUUUUCCCCCGGCAGCCGGACCCGACGGGCGAUCCGGAGACGUGGACGCGGGAGGAACUGACGAGGUGGCUCGCUGCUCGCAAUCUGUUCCCGGGGGGGACCGACACGAGGGAGGAGCUGCUGGCCAGGGUGCGGGCGAAUAGCAGGAUAGCCCGGCCGGGAUGA